This is a messenger RNA of Olea europaea var. sylvestris, 702 nucleotides long. Its product is annotated as 60S ribosomal protein L27a-3-like. Lineage: Eukaryota; Viridiplantae; Streptophyta; Magnoliopsida; Lamiales; Oleaceae. The record is from RefSeq and is a predicted model, not a curated record. Gene Ontology annotation, cellular component: ribosome; cytosolic large ribosomal subunit. Gene Ontology annotation, molecular function: structural constituent of ribosome. Bases 49 to 495 code for a protein of 148 amino acids. Gene Ontology annotation, biological process: translation. The transcript has a single exon.
UAAAUUAACAACUUUUCAACCACUAAUUUGUGAAUCCCCAACCGGACAAUGACGACUCGAUUCAAGAAGCACAGGAAGAAGCGCGGCCACGUCAGCGCCGGGCAUGGCCGUAUCGGAAAGCACCGCAAGCACCCCGGAGGUCGCGGAAAUGCUGGAGGAAUGCACCACCACCGUAUCCUCUUCGACAAAUACCAUCCUGGGUACUUCGGGAAGGUCGGUAUGAGGUACUUCCGCAAGCUCCCCAACAAGUUCUUCUGCCCAACCGUCAAUGUCGACAAGCUCUGGUCCCUAGUCCCGGCCGAUGUCCAGGCCCAGGCACAAAAGAGUAAGGAUUCUGCACCAGUGAUCGAUGUGACUCAGUACCGAUGCUUUAAGGUUUUGGGUAAGGGUGUUCUACCCCCUGCCCAGCUUGUUGCGGUGAAAGCUAAGCUGAUCUCGAAGAUUGCUGAGAAAAAGAUAAAGGAGGCAGGUGGUGCCGUGUUGCUAACUGCUUAGGUUGGAUUAGAUAAUUUUCUCAUCUAAAUUUUUUGUUAAUUACUGUUUUGAUUUUAAUUAACGGUGAUUUUGAGCCUCCGGGAGUUAUUACUGAAUUGCGGUUCGGUUUUAGAUUUCGUUAUAUUUGCUGAGAUGAUUUUCAAGUUGAAAUUUUGCGCUGUUUACGUUGCUAAUAUUUUUAAAUGUCGCAUUUUUUGAAUGCUCUAA